ACUUCUUUCCGACCACACCGACAUUUUUGCUGUGACAGUUUAACACUCAACUUUCACCAUGCGCAAAUGUCCCUACUGCCCAAUACGUUUGCGAGAUGGAAAGCAUUACAAGAAUCACGUUGACGAAGCUACGAAAAACUAAGAAAAGCAGCUGUACAGAGUCACGCGAUCAGUGCGCGUCAUUAUGUUGAAAUGAAUGUUGUUCUCAGCCAAACUAGUUCUGGAUUGGAAGAACAGAGAGGAACACGAGCAAGCUCAAUUAUGGGCGGUUUUACAUCAGCUUUCAGCGAGGCUGCAGGUCAAAACUGGGCUUUAUGCUUACUUCGUAUACAUACAUUGACAAGACUUAAUGGAUCCGGCGUAGCAGAUUAUCUGGACGUGUAUCUGGUGCAGGUUGAGUUGAUGGCACGGUUCUUGGUUGUCCAGAGUCUUGAGCGAAUGUUAGAGAUCCGAUUAGAGCAAGAUCCUUUGGAUCGAACAGUCGAAAAUGCAGACAUACUUGAACUAAGCAAUCAAGAAGUCGGUGAAAUUCGGUAUUCAAACGAGUCCGCAGCGCAAACUGUCAUGAAUGAAACUGUGAUUACCACUGAAUCUCAAAAAUCUCCUUUCCAGACAGCCAUAUCGAAUGACGGUGGAUCUGUCGACGAUUUUGACUUUGGCGAUAACCACAACGAACAGCCGGACAAUUUUUCUGGCAACCAUACCAUUACCAAGGAUCGCACGGUCAUUCUUAACGCUAUCGCUGCCCAAUUCCCGAUUGCAAUGCCGCUUGGCGUCGAAUUGCGCUUUAAGGAUAACUGGGUCCUUGUCGAAAUCACUACUCGGGAUGAAGCACAACGACACGCUCUUGAAACCAUUGGCCUAAACAUACACGGUCAUCCUAUUAUUGGUACUCCAGCACUACGAAAAGGUUCCGGUUUCUUGGGAAUCAGCCUGUAUCAUCUUCCCCACCGCCCCGAAAGCGAGCUCCAGCAAAGACAUUCAAUCCAUGCUUCAUCCUUUUGGAAAAGUCUUGGAGAUCAGUUGGUUUUGUCGCCUGAAUAUUCCGUCUUCAUAGGCCAAGGUUGUGCCUAUCGUGACGUCUCACAAACUGACAUGCAGCUGUCAACGCAUACAACUCUUCACCCUGGCCUGGAUUACUAUGUCCGCGCCUUUUGGAAAGGGUUGCCUCCCUAUUGCCGCCUUUGUCGAGAAGAUACACAUGAGAAAGAGCAUUGCCCUCGAGCAAAAACACAUAAUGUAAAAGCCUUUCAUCGUUGCGGCAAUUACGGCCAUGCUGUAUCCUCGUGUCCACGCUCGGUUAUUGCCACUGACUUCGCACAGACAGUUCCCGAUCAAGAUCUCGUAUCAUGCGACCUGGCCAGAACUGCGGCAGCCAGCGUCAAUGAGCUCCCUUCCUACGCAACAGUUCCUGUCGAACAUGGCAAUAUAGAGGUCUACUCGUCUGCGCCUAACUCUCCUACGCUGUCACAAGAUAUGGAAGUGGAUAUGGUGACGCUGUCCCUUGAGAAUUCUAUUUCAUCUAGUGCAAGCGAUCCAUCUGGUCCUGAUGCGUCACCCGCGGGUGACUCCUCUACCCAACCGUCUUUUCUGAAAUCUGUCAAUGACGUGGCUGUCAAACUUUGGGAUUCUACCUGUAGCGACUCUGGAACGCGUCGCAGCACACGCAAUCCCAAACUCAAUCCUAAAUAUCAAUGGAAGACAUCAGAUUGAAAAUGAGUACACUCAACUGUCGUGGCCUCCCUAAGACAGGCGAGCCAUCACAUAGUAAACAUUUCAUACGCUUUCUUCGAUCUCAAUCACUUGUUACAGGAAACUCAUGCCGAAUCUCCUGACCUCCAAUCUCGUUUUCAUUUCCACUUCUUCAUUUUGGUCACAACAUGUUGGAAUCAUGUCUCUUAACCCUUGUAUUUCUCUAUCUCUUGUUUCUUUCGAGUUGGAUGGUCGGGCUCUACUGUUCUGCCUCCCACACUAAUUUUGAUUUCCCCUCUUUCAUAUCAUCGUUAUUUAUGCCACAGCCCGCUCCUCACCACGUGGACCUUUUUACGCUUCUCUUGCGCAAUUGCCUUUUUUUUGCUUCUACGUCAGUAGACCGCAGCGUUUUGCUCGCAAUCGUUUGACUGGAUCGUUUGGAUCGUUUGACUGGAUCGUUUGAAAUCGUUUGGCUGGAUCGUUUGGAUCGUUU
Messenger RNA from Zychaea mexicana, 2185 nucleotides. RefSeq lists its product as uncharacterized. NCBI's taxonomy places the organism in Eukaryota, Fungi, Mucoromycota, Mucoromycetes, Mucorales, Lichtheimiaceae. The transcript has 10 exons. The record is from RefSeq and is a predicted model, not a curated record. Bases 193 to 1713 code for a protein of 506 amino acids.